UUCCCUUCAGACUACCUGCUUUGUUCUCCUUUCCAUUAACAUGGCUGUGUUGUGCUUGUUUGUUCUCUCCGAUCGCUGCUGGUGGGGAUUGAAGUUUGGGUGCUUCACUCUUCUUGCUUUUUCGUGACGUUGCUGUUUAAGGGUGUAGGCAGAUCGCUAUCUUUAUUUCUCCUCUUCUACUCCUGUGCGUCCAUUGUGCGGGCUAUGAAUGAAAAGCUUCUUCUUCCUUUGAUUUUCAGAAUGCUCCAUUCUAUUAUGUGCAGAACGUUGCUUCUUCUUCUUUGUUGUGCCAUACGUGGAUUGGAAAUGGUGGUUGUUCCUCUUCUUGGUGAUGGGUUUGACUUGUAUCAAGUUUUGGCGAUUAGCUAAGAUUGGAUUUACAAUUGUAAUGGAUGAAAUCGGGGACUAUGGUCUUAAGAAGAAUAUUUUUGAAGCUUGUCGAAUUGUAUGCACACUAGGUAUUUGAUAAAAGGUUUGGAAGGAAAUGGACUUACCUAGGCAUGUGUUUCUAUAUCAUUUUGAUGAUGGAGAAGAAUUUAGAUUCUAUGUUGGAUUGACUGUGAUUUAAAUAUUCCUCAGAGAUAAAUUUAGAAGCUUUAUAGCUUCUAAUGACAUUGGAGAGAGGAUCGUUCGGAAAUAUUGAUGAUUAAGUUUGCUUGUUUUUAUGUUAGCACUAGGAUGCUUAUGAGGUGUUUGAUUGUGUUUAUUGAAUUGUUGGAGAUUAUUGUUAAAUGAUUUAAAGAAUAUAAGUAUGAAUUAGGAUAUUAAGAUUUUGGUUAAGGUAGUGGAUAUGAAUUAGAUGGAUCUAUUCUUACGUAGAAGAAUUUGGUUUUGUAAACUCGGUAAAAGAAAUGACAUUGAGAUUGUUUUGGGCUAAUGUGAAUCGGUGGAUCGUAACAUCUAGUGAGUUAUUGUGUUGGAAUUACAUGCUCUUUUGUGAGAUUUGGAAGGGGGAAAAAAGAAGGAUGCUGCUUAUAUCUAGACAUAUUAUGAUAAUGUAUUGAUUUAAACUCUUGAUGCAUAUAAGGUAUUUGUUAAAAGGUUUGAAGGGAAGUCAGUCAUUACUCUAAUGAAUUGUUGAAUGUGGCUAAAGUGAUAGGGAGUAAAUCAUAAUGUAUUGGAUGGGAAAGUAUUUAUAUAUAGGGUAGUGACUGAAUUGGAAGUGAAAAUUAUGGUUGAGCUUGGAGAAACUUAGAAGCAUAUAGGAUGGUACUUUGGAACUUUAGGAUAUUGUGGUUGCCUAUUGUUGAGUUAAUGUCGGAAGGGAGUUAUAUAGCUUAAAGAUAACGAAUGAAAAUUCUUUUUAUAUAUAUUUAUAGAGGGUGUGCGGGGAAAGAAAAUCUUGAUAAAAGGUGUAAGAAGUAAACUAUAGAACUUGGGAACACAUCCAAGUGACUGAAUAGCGUCUCAAUUAAUCAAUGAAUAAGAAGUUUGUUUUAUUUACAUUUUUUUCAAUAGAUUUACAUGCAUUUUAGUAUUGUUCUAAUUAUGACAAUAAUGUAUCAUUGGAAGCAAUUUAUUUAUUCUGGUUUGUUUUGAAAGGAAGUAAAAUUUAUUCUAGGAUUGAUUUUUUUUUUUUUUUGUUUUGAACUUAAAUACUUAAUUAUAAUGUUUGAACUAUGGCUUAAAUGAUUCUUGAUUAAAUUAUAUUUCAAAUAAGGUUAUCAUGUGUUUACUUUUAUAAAGGAUGCUUGUUAAAUAUCAAUAAUUUUUUUUAUAUGAAGAUAUUUGAGAAGUUGAGGAUUUUAUUCAAUUAAUAAUUUUCUUAGCUUUAUGCUACAAAUUUUUAUUAAUGCAUGGAAUGGAUCAUAAAUUUUUGGAAGUUAUUACUCCUUGGGAUUGAAGGGGCUGAGAACUGUUAAAUUUUCAAAGUUGUUUAAAUUCCAUGCAUGCUGGAAAAAUGUUUUCAAAGGACUGAGAAUAGAACACUAGUUGCAUAUGGCAAAUCUUUAGCCCUUGGUGCACCAUGGCACCCCAAGCUAGCAGGGUGAUUUAGAGGUGCUAGCCAUGUGUGGCAGACAACACAUGUGGAACGGAGGGUGGAUUUUCGUGACUAUAGUUCACGCCUGUUUUUUUGUGGGCCUUAUGCGCAUGCCUGUUCUCAUGGCUUCUGUCCACGUUGGAUAUGUUAUUUACUCUCAUGGAUUGUGUGUCCAUGCCUGUUACUAUUCCACGCAGGUCCUAAUAAAAAAAAUGGAAGUGUUUUUUUCCCCCCCUUCUUCAAACUCUUGUUGAUUGAUUUUCAAAUAAGCAAAGUUCUUGGAAUAUAUUUUUAUUUAAAAUAUCAUAAUUAAUUCUUUCGUUGUUUUCUUAUACUCCUAGGUACCUAUAUGUUUAAGCAGUGAAUAGUAAUAUAGUUGAUUUUUUUAACUGCUUGAGUGCCAAACUACUUCAUCCUCUUAAGGUUUAACAACUUUAUUAUUAUAUAGUUAUGUUUUAUUGUUGUGAUAUUAUUCACCAGAAAAUAUUUUGCUCUCAAAUCUUGCAGCCGAUCCUGUACUCCUACUUCUCAGUGAGAGGCAUUUAUGCUGAAUUGGAGUUGAAGUAUUGCUCUAAACAAUCCCCAUUUUCAUAUCCAUGGCCCGUUGGAGUGGAAUUUUGAGGAUUCCAUUUUAUCCCAAGCCCAGGACUUAUCAUAGAGUUGGUGCAUCCAUCUGUCUUUCUCCUGAAUCCAAAACAUUGAGUGUACCAUCAGCAAAUGCUGUCUUUUUCUGUGGUGAUCGAGUUGAAGGGACUGGCAAUCCAGUGAUUGACAGACUCUCAGAUUUACAGAAAAUAACUGAAAUUCUGGUGUCAAAAUUUGGUCAUUCCAUUAAUGCUUGGGUUAUUGAGGCUUCUGUUUUUAAUGGGCCUUUUGCUGUCUACGAUGAGUUCAUACCUCCUGUGAAUCAAUAUGGAGAGCCGAAGUUGUACAGUCCAGUUGGAUUUCCAGCAUCUACAUCAACUGUUGCACUUUUAUCAAAUUCCCUUGAAGAAGUAAAAAAGGCGGUGUUUGGACAGCAGGUAGAUUCACACUCGCACCCACGAUGCAAAAAUUCCUCCUGUUUUGCUCAUCCUAGGACAAUAAUCAUUGGAUUCAGCAAAGGUGGGACUGUGCUUAAUCAAUUAGUCACAGAGCUUGGCUUCUCAGAUGUUGGAUCCAAUGGAAAAUCACCCCAUUCGGGACAACCAGUUGACACAAAGUUUUGUGCAUUUGAUGAGUCUUAUAUAGUACCUAAAACAAAGGAAGCCUUUCUGAAUAGCAUAAAUGAGAUUCAUUAUGUUGAUGUUGGUUUGAACUCCACUGGUGCUUACUUAACCAAUGGUGAUGUGAUCAAGGGAAUCUCCAGGAGGCUAAUGCAAGGCGCUCCCAGAGUUCGUUUUAUGCUUCAUGGAACUCCCCGACAAUGGUCUGAUGAGCGGCGUGGUUGGAUACGCCGGGAAAAGGACACGUUACUCCACCUCCUUGAAUCUGAAGCUCACAAGACUGGGGGGAAAUUAGAAGUGUCUGAGAAGUAUUAUUUUGCUGAUAGGCCUGCAAAUUUGCAGAUGCACUUUGAAAUAAUUGAAGCAUUGGAUGUGAAUUAAUAGGUCAAAUAUAGUUAUACUCUACUCGCCAGCGAUUGCCACGCUGCUGAGAUGUAAUUAAUUUAUAA
Messenger RNA from Neltuma alba, 3635 nucleotides. RefSeq names its product UPF0565 protein C2orf69. The transcript has 5 exons. NCBI's taxonomy places the organism in Eukaryota, Viridiplantae, Streptophyta, Magnoliopsida, Fabales, Fabaceae. The record is from RefSeq and is a predicted model, not a curated record. Gene Ontology annotation, cellular component: mitochondrion. Bases 2578 to 3567 code for a protein of 329 amino acids.